Messenger RNA from Necator americanus (New World hookworm), 2562 nucleotides. RefSeq lists its product as uncharacterized. Lineage: Eukaryota; Metazoa; Nematoda; Chromadorea; Rhabditida; Ancylostomatidae. Gene Ontology annotation, cellular component: nucleus; MutSalpha complex. The transcript has 23 exons. The record is from RefSeq and is a predicted model, not a curated record. Gene Ontology annotation, molecular function: mismatched DNA binding; ATP binding; ATP-dependent DNA damage sensor activity. Bases 1 to 2562 code for a protein of 853 amino acids. Gene Ontology annotation, biological process: mismatch repair; mitotic recombination.
AUGAUGGAAACUGCAGAUGACUCAUUGCUUCGAGCAUUGAAUGCAAAAGCUGCUGGAACCGUAGCAAUAUUCGACAAAGGAGAAUACUACGCCUGCUAUGGUGCUGAUGCAGUCCUCUUGGCCACUGAAGUUUUCAUGAGCGAUGUCUGCUUGAAAACACUCACAGUGAAAGGAGAGUUGCUCCAGUAUCUCACUAUGAACCAUGGGCAGUACCAAAGAACUGUACGUGAGCUGUUAAUGUUCUUGCGUUACCGUAUCGAGUUGUAUGGUUUGGAACAAGAUCAGUGGAUUCUGAAAGCAAAGGGUACGAUAGGAAACCUCGGCGAUUUCGAAGAUAUUGUUGGAGAUGUUCCGGGGUGUGGCAACGUAAUUAUGGCGAUAAAAAUUGGGAGUGGAGAGGACAACACUGUGAGUGUAUGUUUUGUAGACCUUAUGGAAUUUCGUGUACUAACAUCAGAAUUCAUUGAUUCGCCACUUUUUUCCCAUGUCGAGCAGUGUAUAGUUGGCAUCGCACCUCGUGAAUGUCUUGUUUACGUUGACAAUGGGAAUUGUCAGUUCAGUGGCAAAGACCGUCCUAAAAAAUUGAGCGCUCUCCUUAAGAAAGUAGGGGUGCUUGAAACGAAGACUGCUUCUAUGGUAGAAAUAUGCGACUGGGAAGAAGUAUCAAAUAUUUUUCGUACUGGCUGUGACUAUGCUUCGCUUUCUGAAUCUAUCAAACGUUGCCUUUGCGGUUUGUACAACUAUCUCAAAAUGACCGAGCAAGAGGCCUAUCUAAAUAAGUUCUCCUUGUCCGAUUUUCGUACUUCUGGAUUCAUGCAAAUAGAUGCAGGAGCUGUUCGUGCACUUGAACUGUUCUCACUGAAUUAUCACCAAGAAGCUAAAGGAAGUUGUGGGACUGUUUUCGGUUUAAUGAAUAAGUGCCGAACAGCCGCUGGACAAAGACUACUUCGGGAAUGGCUAGCGCGUCCAUUAUGCGAUCUAAGGCAAAUUACCGAUCGUCAAGAUGUUGUGGAAUCCCUUGUAAUGAACGCCGAGGUUCGCGGAACUUUAAGUGAUGUGCUUCUCCCGAAGGUUCCUGACAGCACUACUCUUGCGAGAAAGCUACUUCUAAGCAGGGCUAAACUACAGGACUGUUACCGCGUUUAUCAAUUGGCUCUACUCCUGCGGCAUUUCGAGAGAUCGUUGCGCGACCUCUUCGACAAUGAUGAGAAGAACAGGCCUGCCAUCAAGGAUCUAAUGCUUGAACCUAUCUGCUAUGCGCUUCUGCACUUCAAAAAAUAUUGCGAGCUGAUCAGUAGUACCAUAGACGAGGAUUACCUUGAGAAGACAGGGGAUUUUCGAAUACGACCGGAUAUCGACCCUGAGCUUCUCCGGAUCAGCGAUGACAUGCAUGGUUUGGAGAAGAAAGCUGAGAAAGCUAAAGCACACUUAGCAACUAAGUUGGAUCUUGAAUCCAUCAAGCUGGAUUCAAAUCCUCAAUUGGGAUUUUUCUACAGGGUCACGCUAAAGGAAGAAAAGAACAUUCGAAAGUGCAAGUUUAUAACUGUCAUCGAUACAAGCAAAGGUUCUGGGGUGCGCUUCAAUGAUGGUGAUUUGGCUGAAAUAAACGAGCGCUAUCAAGUGCUGAGUAACAUCUAUCGAACCGCUCAACAAGAUCUGGAAAGAAAAGUUGUCGCCACUUGCGCUGGUUAUGCGUUUGCCCUCAGUGAACUCAGCAACGCAUUAGCCACAAUCGACGUGCUAACAAGUUUAGCUCGAUUGGUUGCGGAUUCCGCUAGCGAAUACGUGAGGCCGAAGCUUGAGCCUAUGGGCAGUGGAGUGUUUGAACUGAAGAAAUGUCGCCAUCCUGUAUUGGAAGUUCUGCUUGAUGAACAUUUCAUUCCAAACGAUGUUGAUCUUGGAACAAAUCGAAUGAUUAUUUUAACCGGUGCAAAUAUGGGCGGAAAGAGCACUUACCUCAGAUCUGUUGCUAUUUCGGCGUUGCUGGCUCAGAUAGGCAGCUUUGUGCCUGCUUCGUACGCACAUCUUUCGAUAGUGGAUGGUAUCUUCACACGUGUUGGUGCGAGUGAUCAGCAGACAAGAGGCAUUUCCACAUUUAUGGCCGAAAUGCUUGAUAGUGCUACAAUCUUAGAGACUGCUACAUCCAACUCAUUGGUGAUAGUGGAUGAGUUGGGUCGAGGAACUUCAACAUACGAUGGGUUUGGACUGGCUUGGGCCAUCGCAAAAGACUUAUUAACAAGGGUGCGAUGUUAUUGUUUGUUUGCAACCCAUUUUCACGAAAUGGGAGCGAUUGCAAAUUAUCCUGGAGCAGUUGCUAUGCAGAUGUCUGUAGCCGUAGAAGACGGACAACUUGCAAUGUUAUAUGAAAUACGUCCAGGCGUAGCUCAGAGCUCUUUUGGUAUCCAUGUCGCCCGUACAGUAGGAUUUCCUGAGAAUAUUAUCGAAGAAGCGUCGUGUUUCCUUAACGAACUAGAGAAAGUGACAAGUGAACCAGAAAUAAACGAAGCCAUAAAGAAAUUGCAGUCGGCUGACGACAGUGAAUUAAUGCAGAUAUUGACUUGA